This is a messenger RNA of Plasmodium adleri (nom. inval.), 948 nucleotides long. Its product is annotated as conserved Plasmodium protein, unknown function. The record is from RefSeq and is a predicted model, not a curated record. Lineage: Eukaryota; Apicomplexa; Aconoidasida; Haemosporida; Plasmodiidae. The transcript has a single exon. The coding region runs from base 1 to 948 and encodes 315 amino acids.
AUGCUUCUGAAAUAUCAAUGUAUUCUUCUCUUUUUGUUUAUAUUCAUCAACAGUAUAUUUGUGAGCUCAAUAAAAAUGAAGAAAAUGCAUAUACCAUGGAAUCAUAAAAUAAUUAAUAGUUAUAAUAAAACAUUAUUAUUGAAUUCCUUAAGGCAAUCAAAAAAUAAUAUGUUUUAUGCUACUUAUAUUAAAACAACACCUUUUUUACAUAUUAAUCAAAGAAAAAUAAAUUAUUUAAAAAAAGAUAAUCAUAGUAUAUAUUCAAAAUAUUAUAAUAAUGAACCAGUAUAUAAUACCUACAACCCUAUAUUAAAUUAUGAUAUUUUAGAUAUAAUUAAAGUGUAUGGAAGAUUAGCUGAGCAUUCCAAAUAUGAAUCUCUGAAUAUCAAUAUAAAUAUAAAUGAACAAGAUGAAAAAGUUAAAGAAAACAAUAACUUAUUUAAAAAAAUUUUUUUCUUUUUAAAAAGUAAAAGUACAAAUGAUUACAAUAAAAUUUAUUGGUUUCAUCAUUUUUUAAAAUGUGGAAAAAUGAACUUUAAUGAUUUUAAAAACUCAUUAUUUAAAUUAAAAUUCAAAUGGCCAAAGGAUUCAAUCUUUCCAACUUAUAAUAUCUUUUUAUUUGAAAAAGGCUUGAAUAAAAAUAUGGACUCACCAACAAUAAGAAAAAAAGUGGAAAAUUAUAUGCAGUAUCAAGAAAUAAAUGACAAUCUUUUGAAAAGUUGUUUUUACUGUUUCUCGGAUGGUAAAGAAUAUAUAACAGUAUAUGAUAUUUUAAGAACAUUUAAUAAUUGGAUGAAAAAUAAUAAACAUAAAAAUAAUGAAAAACCGAAAGGACUGUUCUCAUUCUUUAAAAAGGAACAAAAAGAACAAGAAGAAUCAGUUGAUUGGUUUACAUUCAAAAAGAAAAUUGAUCUCAGUACAAUUCAUAUGUACGAAUCAAAAAAAUGA